Molecule: messenger RNA, 1566 nt
Organism: Adineta ricciae
Lineage: Eukaryota; Metazoa; Rotifera; Eurotatoria; Adinetida; Adinetidae
Source: the annotation of a GenBank genome assembly
AUGAACACAACGCAGGUUGCCCAAUAUGAAAGCGAAUCGUCGGAUGAAGAAACUCAGGAAAAACAUACGAAUGUUAUCGGAAAAGCCAAGAGAAGACGAGAGUCGAAGUUUUGGAUUGAAGAAGCUACUUAUAAUCAUUCCAGUGAAGUGGAAGCAUUGAUCAAAGAUGACUGGUCGAAACACUAUGUGAACUAUACUGAACGCGGCCGAAAAGUAUAUUAUCGAUGUAACAAGAAGAAGCGUCGUGGUCCUCAAUGUCCAGCUAAUAUGUGUUUGUUGUAUCACGCCGACACUGAUCAAGUUACUUGCUAUAAAACCGAGAAUGGUCACGCACAUGAUGGUGAUGAAAUUCGCGGUGUUAGUGGAAAAGUUAAACAGGUCGUUGUUGAAUUAUACAGUGAUGGUGUGACGAAGCCCAAGCAAAUAAUGCGAGCUUUAGAGGCGAGGAAAAUGAAGACACCAACGUACGGGCAACUGAAUAGUUACCUUGUUCAUUUGAGAAAGAAGAAAUAUGGCUCACAUCAAAUAAGUCUUGGUGAAUUGGAACAAUGGUGUCAAGCAAAUGAAAGUAUUCCAACCAAUGAAGAUACAGCUUUUGUUGUAUCAUACGAGAUAAAAUACGAUGACGAAGAUGACGAAGACGACGAGGAUGUUGAAGAUUAUCAAGGUAGUCGAUUUCGUAUAUUCAUUUCUUCUCUUCGCCUGCUCAAUAUUACGUUGUUAUCGUCACAUAUCAAUGCGGAUGCUACGUAUAAAUUAGUUUGGCAAGGCUUUCCUGUACUUGUAGUUGGCACAACCGAUCUGAAGAAAUCAUUUCACCCGUUCGGAUUAUCAAUAUGUUCAAAUGAAAAAACGAAAGACUUCGAGUUUAUUUUCAAAAGCAUUCAGCUUGGAUUGGUUAAUACUAACAAAGGUCUAUUCAAACCAACAGCAUUGGUCUCUGAUGCUGCAGAUGCAAUUAAGAACGGUUUUAGAAAGGUGUUUGACCAUCCUUAUGACGAAAUAAUGUGUUGGGCGCAUAUGAAAAGGAAAGUCAAUAAUCGUGUGUGUCACAUCGAUGCGAAAUGCCUUGCCAAAGAAAUUUUGGAAGAUAUCGAAAUGCUUCAACUAUCGAAUUCCAAAGAUCUGUUCCAAUUGGCUUCAUCAUUAUUUUUAAAGAAAUGGAAGAACCUCAAACAAAAAAAUCAGUCAGUUUUGAAUUUCCUUGAUUAUUUUCAAAAAGAAUGGCUGGAAUCAAAUGAUGGUUGGUACGAAGGUGUUCAACUGUAUGUGCCUAGUACAAACAACGCCUUAGAGGCGACCAAUAGGACAAUCAAAGAUGACGGGACAUUUCGAGAACGUCACACUUUAUCUAGAUUUCUGCAAAUAUCUUCAGAUAUUGUGAACAAUUGGUCGAAAGAAAGAGAUCCUUCCUCGAUUAAUGCAAAAUUGUUCGCUACAGAGCCGGAUAUACCAUUAUCGUUAUGGACAUUAUCUUAUCAGUGGGCGAAAUCAACGAAAGAUGUUAUCUGCGUCUCUAACGAUUCUUCUGAAGCUUUUUAUAUACCGGCUCGUGAUUUAACAUAA